AUGCAGUACUCCCACAAUUUCCGCCGACACAGGCAUGGAAGAAAGGAUGCUGCAGCGUUCCAUCCAGCUGCUAUCACGCCUCGCGCAUCCUCCACGUCCAGUGAGCAGGACGUGGAUGACCAGGCGGAGUCUGACUGGAGUAGCGUUGAAGCAGAGGCGGACGACCUUUGCUGCUACAUCUCACUGGCAUCGGCUCACGAGAACGACACGGUUCUUGGAUUGGGCUUGUUUGCGCAUCGGCGGACGCGCCGCCAAGUCCGCCUAAGGCUCCCACAUGAUGUGUCGUUCAGCUUGGACUACCUGGACGUGAGCGCCUUCAACACAGGGCUACAAACCAUGGCCAAUCGAGGUAGGGAGCCAGCUUUGGUGUCAUCUUCCCGUGGCCAGCUCAAUGCCUGGCUUCCGCUCUUCGUCGACAGCAAGCAUUGGACUCGUGCAAGGCCAUACGUUGAAUCCGCCAUCACGGCUCUGUCCGGUGUUCCCUGUGCCGGGACCUUUCCCGAAAUAGCACUCUCAGUGUGCUGCUCAUUGUUGACACAGGCUGCCGUGUCCCUGAGCUUGGGACACAGCAAGGUCACCGAGCGCGCUGUCCAGAUGUACGGAGACUCGCACAGGUUGCUCCUGCAGUUGGCGCAUGAAUGGCCUGAGUUGCAGCAAGUGGCUCACCGCCGCUUGCGGCUGUUUCUGCACCACCCGGAGUCGCGCCUGCGCCACGUGACGCCCAGCUUAGGUGAUCUCUUGCAUUGCAUGCUCAUUGUCGAUGACCUGGAAUGGGACGACCUGAAGGAUGCCAUUCUCCCCGAAGCUCUGCGAAGACACGUCUGGCGCCAGGAGUGCAAAGGCUUCGUCUUUGGCGGUACAAGCUCAGAUGGGACAGCAGCAUCAGCAGCAGGUGUCCUGGAAGAAUGGGACUGGUUUGCGCCAGAUGCAUGCAAAGUUGUCUGCUUCAUCGCUUCAUACGUUCGCAAAGUCGGGCGGCCAAAGGAUGCGUCGAUCCAGGAUGUGAUGGCAGCCUUCGAUCGGAACAACGGUCGGUUACCUAAAGCACACGAGGAGAUCGCCUUUUUGUGCAAGUCUCUGCAGGAAGCAUCCUUGCAGACUGUGCUGGAUGUGAUGGGCACAUCCUACUCUGAAGAGUUCCUUGCCGAGACAGUGCUGUGGGCUGUCCGGCACGGUUCCCGUCAGUGGACCGGACCGGGUUCACGCCGGGAUGCGAUGGCAGAGGAGGGCUUGCAAGGGCCAGAUGACCUUUGCCCCCUGCUGCACCGGCUCCAAGAUCGCAAGAGUCGCAAGAAUCGCAAGAGCCUUCGGGCUCGCAGAAGCGGUGGGUCGAAGUGCCAUUGGAGACCCAAAGACCAUCCUCAGAUGCCCUCCACACCAUCGCUGCAGGAGCUCGAAGAAGCAGCUUACGCGGCUUACACACACCUCGAGCUUCAGAACGCAAUGCUUUGGAGCUGGCUUGUGUUCUACGAUGCUGGAUGGGCCUGGUGGGGCUACGGCUGGUAG
Molecule: messenger RNA, 1506 nt
Organism: Symbiodinium natans
Lineage: Eukaryota; Dinophyceae; Suessiales; Symbiodiniaceae
Source: the annotation of a GenBank genome assembly